UGAUAACGGAGAAAUCCCACUUUGAGUGUAUAAAUUGAUCUGCAUGUGAUGCUUAUGGUACAAUCCAUUUGUCGUCUUCAUCGAACAUACAUCACAAUGGCGAAGCUUAUUGGUCUUGUCUUCACUGCUCUGGUCCUCCAAUCAACCUUUGCCGAUGAGUAUGUCACCGACUACAUCUACUGGCAGAAAUCAGACAUCUCAGCUUGGCACCAGUUCUUCCCCAGCAGAGCUCUCCAAGAAGAACUACUCACGCUAGAAGCGGCUCAGGAUGCGUUCAGAGACUUGGCAUCAGGACUUAACGACAGCCUCAGCAAAGUGGUGGCCUUCCAAGCACAGGAGCUGGCUACAGCUCAGCUGCUGAUGGAAGACACGGAAGCACAGGGCUGUGUUAAUGGCAUCUCUGACUACAUGGAGGACGCAAUAGCAACAGAGGUUGACGCUUACAUUGACUGCACUGCCGAUGCUCAAUCCAAGCUAAAUCGACUGCUUACAUCAUGGAGAAAGACCAACGCAACUUACUUUGCUCAAUACAUAAGAACUUUCAAGGGUAUAGACGCUUGUGUCAGAACCUACCCCAACAAGGACUCUAUCAGCCGCCUCAAGUCUUGUAUUGAAUCCAUGUACAGCAACUACCGCACCGUUGCCAACAACACCCAGAACGCCAUGUUCCCGAGUCCCUCGAUGACGUACUUCCAACAGACGGCGGUUCAGUGUGCCACUACUGCUGCAACUAACGUGGCUGCCAAAGGGUGGAAGUUCCUUGAAAUGCUGGUCGAGUGUUCAAAGCUUACUACAACCAUUGAUUCCGAUGCUUAUGCCGCAGAACUGAAUCAAUGGCAAGGCUACAAUGACACUCUGCAAAGUCAAAUCAGCAUCGCACAAGAUAAGAACUACUACCAGGUCUGGGGUGUGGAGAUUGAAAUGCAAGAGUACUACGGGCUACAGAAGCAGGCCUUGGAGCAAUAUGUGAUAGACUCUCGUGGGUUGGACUUCUACCUCAACAUGACGUAUCUCUUUUUGAGUGACUACUACAACACAGUGACAGCCACUGCCUUAGAUAACCCUGGAGACCUAGAGUGCAUUCCCACAGCCAAGGCAGAGUUAGAUACUGUAGCCAACAUCAGUGCAAAUGAAGCGUUAUCUUGCGAUAUCUCAAUAGUCAACAACACGAAGGAACUCAUUAGCGAAAUCGUCAACGACUUCGUCAACCUCAACUACCGUAUGCCUUAUAUUGGAAACGUUGCGCUGCUCGAGUGCUUCUCUAAGGGUUACAUAUUCGCCCCUUCCACCAUAUCAGACUGUUUCAACAUCGUCUACGAUACCUUUGGCCUGUACCACUCUGAUACACACAGUGACAUAGAUAGUAAAGUGGGAGUUCUGCAGGGAUACUCCUCCUUCUACAACGGGUCGAAUCUCCCCUGUGGUGGAUCCUCAGUGAGGAAACUGUGGCUCGGGGGAGACGUCACACUCUACAACCUUCAGCGCUGUCUGUACACCACCUCUGGAACUACGUACUCCGUGACUACUCCUAGCUACGGUACUACAACUGAACUACCCCCUUCAAAUACGACAUACCCACCACCAGGUGUAACCUUUGAACCAUAAAGUCAAUAUGUAAGACCUUGAUUAUGCAUUUCAUGACACAUUUUUUUGUGUUUAUUAUAUAAACAUGUGUUAUUGCAGUA
Molecule: messenger RNA, 1685 nt
Organism: Macrosteles quadrilineatus (aster leafhopper)
Lineage: Eukaryota; Metazoa; Arthropoda; Insecta; Hemiptera; Cicadellidae
Exons: 6
Coding region: 49-1605 (518 amino acids)
Source: RefSeq, a predicted model, not a curated record